Molecule: messenger RNA, 2465 nt
Organism: Alosa alosa (allis shad)
Lineage: Eukaryota; Metazoa; Chordata; Actinopteri; Clupeiformes; Clupeidae
Product: unconventional myosin-IXAa-like
Exons: 7
Coding region: 1076-2452 (458 amino acids)
Biological process (GO): positive regulation of GTPase activity; intracellular signal transduction
Cellular component (GO): myosin complex
Molecular function (GO): ATP binding; GTPase activator activity; microfilament motor activity
Source: RefSeq, a predicted model, not a curated record
CUGGGAGAGCACAAAGUGCGGAGAGUCAGUAAGUGUGUGUGUGUGAGUGUGACUGUGAGAGAGAGAGAGAGAGAGAGAACGAACUGUUGAAGAAGGAAAGGCAGAGGAAGUGACCAGAGGAGAGCGGAGCGUCUGUCCACUUCACCAUAGGGGACUGGAAACGAGCAGGGGGUCUGUGGCAGAGAGCUCGCAGAGGAACGGAUCUGAUUUGCCUGAGGGAGCUGCUGCUGGGGUUGUGGGUAGUUUGAAGGGGUGUGGGGGCAGUUUUUAUGCCACAUCUGCCACACGUACGAGGCCGGGCCAGCAGGCAGAAUGGACAUUUUUUUGUGGGGCCAUUCGCUCGUGGAUUGAGAUGUCACAGCCGAGGCACAGGAAAUAGAAGUUCAGAGCAGCGCCUCUGAAAAGGACACUCUCUGUGUUACCUCUGGAAGGGGAAGGUAGCGUCAGUGCAGCCUGCUCCUAGUGCUCCCAUUUCUCACCCCCUCUCGCAGCGGCACCUGUUUGUGAUUGGCUCGAGACCAGCUCCUUGUCGUCAGCAUGUGCCACUCCUGGUUGGAUUACUCACGGCUCGGGGAUGUAGGCUGCUAGAGGCGCCUCUCGGGGAAGUGACCAUAUGCAGAGAUUUGAACUGUCCUGCGUGUCAUGUCCGUUAACUUUGACGUGAGGUUUGAAGUGUGAGUCAAGUGUUCUUGACCGUUUGUCAUGGAGUUUGAGCUGUGGGUCCAGCGUUGCUGACCGUUGCUUUGCUGCGGAGUUUGAGCUGUGUGUGCUGUGGCUGUGUCCCGUUCCUCUCUGGCAGCCAGAUGAAGCCUGGUGGAGGAACAUGCUUUGGAAGCCAAUGACUGCAGUUCUCUGCGUAUACCCUGUGACCCGUCCCGUCUAAUGGAUUCUUUCAGCCCACAGGGCUCACAAGGGCUGCUUUUUUUGGUCAUUACUUUGUGCAUUCCUGACGUAACAUUGCCCAGAACAAUUUAGACGAAACAUUUUUUUUUGUUUUUACUUAUUAAGUAAGACAAACACAAGGAAGUUGCUUCAGUUUUCUAUUAUCAAGACCUAAUAAUAAGUACUGUGGUCCAUGGUCCGUGUUGAUACACUACAAACGGUGAGUGGUAAUGUCUUGAAGCAGUCUCCUGUGCUUUUGGAAGGACGCGCCGCUGCUGCCGGUGCUCAUGGGAACUGCAGCUCCAACAUGAACCUUCAUGAUGUUGGGGGGAGACGACGCUUCGAGGACUCGGAGUUCACCCUGCGCAUCUACCCGGGCAACAUCGCCGAGGGCACCAUCUACUGCCCGGUCAGCGCUCGCAAGAACACCACCGCCGCCGACGUCAUCGAGCAGGUCAUCGACCGACUCCGCCUGGACCGCACCAAGCUCUACGUCUUGGCCGAGGUGAAGGAGUUCGGCGGCGAAGAAUGGAUCCUCAACCCCAGCGACUGCCCGGUGCAGCGCAUGAUGCUGUGGCCACGCAUGGCUCUGGAGAACCGCUUCGGCGGCGAGGACUACCGCUUCCUCCUGCGGGAGAAGAACCUGGACGGCUCCAUCCACUACGCCAGCCUGCAGAUGUGGCUCCGCGUGACCGAGGAGCGCCGGCGCAUGGUGGAGCGCGGCUUCCUGCCGCAGCCGCCGCCCAAGGAGUACGAGGACCUCUGCAGCCUGCCGGACCUCAACGAGAAGACGCUGCUGGACAACCUGCGCGCUCGGCGCUUCAAGCAGGAGAAGAUCUACACCUAUGUGGGCAGCAUCCUCAUCGUCAUCAACCCCUUCAAGUUCCUGCCCAUCUACAAUCCCAAAUACGUCAAGAUGUACGACAACCACCAGCUGGGCAAGCUGGAGCCGCACAUCUACGCCGUGGCCGACGUGGCCUACCACACCAUGCUGCAGCGGCGGCAGGACCAGUGCAUCGUCAUCAGCGGCGAGAGCGGCUCGGGCAAGACCCAGAGCACCAACUUCCUCAUCCACCACCUCACCGCCCUCAGUCAGAAGGGCUUCGCCAGUGGAGUGGAGCAGACCAUCCUCGGAGCUGGGCCGGUGUUAGAGGCGUUUGGAAAUGCCAAGACCGCUCACAACAACAACUCCAGCCGCUUUGGCAAAUUCAUCCAGGUGAACUACCAGGAGAGUGGCACUGUUCGAGGGGCUUAUGUAGAGAAAUAUCUGCUGGAGAAAUCAAGGCUGGUGUACCAGGAGCAUAACGAGAGGAACUACCAUGUGUUUUACUAUCUGCUGGCCGGAACGACUGACGAGGAGAAGAAAGAGUUCCAUCUCAAGAAGCCUGAAGAGUACCAUUACCUCAACCAGAUGACAAAGAAACCUCACCGACUGCACUGGGAUAAUUACUAUGAGAGUGAAGCGCAGGACUGCUUCACAGUGGAGGGGGAGGAUCUGAAGCAUGACUUUGAGCGCCUGCAGCUGGCGAUGGAAAUGGUGGGCUUCCUGCCCGCCACGCGCAAGCAGUGAGUCCCAGCACACC